CCUCAUCGGUGUACUAAUAUUUCAAGAUGGCGGCGCCCAUGAGGAGUGCCAUGCUUAUUUUGACGAAGGUUUCCACCCCUACAAACGCCCGUUUACGUGAGUUUAUCCUCAAGCCACCACUCAGAAACUUUACUGUCACGUCGGCAAACAUGGUCCGGGGAGUGAGAAGACCUCAAAUAAAAGCUCGGCAACAGAAUCGGAGGAACAUCCAGCGCGAUGAACAUGAAGAAGGAUUGGGAACAGAACUGGCCAGUGAAGAAGAUACGGUGAACAGCAUUCCAAACGCCGUGGCAGAAAUUUUGUCAAAGAAGACUAUCAUGAACAACUCUAAAGCUGCUACUGAAGACAGAGCUUCAAAAUUGAAGUACGAGAAGGCUGGAGUAGAUGACAAACGAAUUGGGCGACUAAUGAUGCUAGUCAAGUCACGCAAGGCACGCCAGCAGACAGGACGAGUGAUGCUAGAAGGAAGACGCCUCAUCACUGACGCUAUCGAGUCAGGACUCCAAGCGCACACGAUUUUCUUCAGUCGGCUCGAGAACUUGGAAGGCAUACCUGUACACAAGACUCAAGCAGCGCUGAUUAAAGUGCCAUUCAACGAUAUAGCCAUGUGGUCAGACGUUGUCACAACACAAGGAGUUAUAGGUGUUUUUAGGAAGCCCACCCACACCAGCACGCACCAAUCAGAGUCCUUGAUUCUCCCUUUGACGUUGAUCUGUGACAACAUCCGAGAACCAGGGAACCUAGGAACAAUCCUCCGUUCAGCUGUGGCAGCCCAGUGCGAGCAAAUUCUCCUGACCAAAGGUUGUGUUGACCUCUGGGAGCCUAAGGUUCUCCGUUCUGGUGCAGGGGCCCACUUCCGCAUGCCGAUCAUCGCAAACAUCCCGUGGAAGGAGCUUCCGAAUUACGUGGGCGAAAACGUCACUGUCCAUGUGGCAGACAAUAACGUCUCCGGAGAGGAGUAUUCAACGAGAAGCUCGUCAAGAAAGUCUCCUCGUCAAGUGCAAAAACAAAGGAAAUGGAAUCAGCAUCUUGAAAGCGAUGAGGAUGUUCUGGAUCUUCCCCCAGUCUUGGAAUCCAAAAUGUACCAUGAAGUGGACUGGAGAGUUAAAUCUGCUCUUGUUAUUGGCGGAGAAACGGAGGGUCUGAGUGACGCUGCGCUUGAUAUGUGCGACACAUCGUUGGGUUACCGUGUGCACAUACCAAUGCCAGGAUCCACGGAGAGCCUUAAUUCAGCCGUCUCUGCCAGUGUCAUCAUUUUCGAGGCACUCCGGCAGAAUUUGACUGCAGCGAAAACUUGACAAACAUUCAAUCAAACAUUAAGUUGUGGACCUCAUUAAACACUGUGCCUAUCCCAGUGUUUAUUAAGAAUAACACCAUUAGUCACUGUUUUAUUGCACUGGUAAUUUUACAGAGUUGUGUAAACAAGGCAGAAUUCAUACCAUUUUUAAAAGAAACCAAGUGAUUUGGACUUUUUCAAACAUCCCAGAUAAGAUUUGUGCAUAUACAUUUCUUUCUCCCUUAAUUCCAAACUGUGUCUGAUUUUGCUCACUUAAUUUUUAUUUUGUACAUGUUCAUUUUAUUUAUGAACAGUAUAAUCUACACUUUUAUUUAACUACACAAUCUUUGACUUACUUAUUUUUGGAGAAAUACAACUUCUUAAUAAAUUUAUGAAAGAAACCUGAAUUAAAAAAACAUCUAGCACUGAAUGCUCUAAAAAUUAA
Patiria miniata (bat star) is the source of this 1721-nucleotide messenger RNA. Its product is annotated as rRNA methyltransferase 3, mitochondrial-like. NCBI's taxonomy places the organism in Eukaryota, Metazoa, Echinodermata, Asteroidea, Valvatida, Asterinidae. Gene Ontology annotation, biological process: RNA processing. The coding region runs from base 27 to 1298 and encodes 423 amino acids. The record is from RefSeq and is a predicted model, not a curated record. Gene Ontology annotation, molecular function: RNA binding; RNA methyltransferase activity. The transcript has 4 exons.